Taeniopygia guttata (zebra finch) is the source of this 6477-nucleotide messenger RNA. Lineage: Eukaryota; Metazoa; Chordata; Aves; Passeriformes; Estrildidae. The record is from RefSeq and is a predicted model, not a curated record.
CCGCGCAUGCGCAGAGCGCCCAGCGUCCUUCCGUGCCCGCCGCUCCCGGCGCUCUCCCCCCGCUGCUUUUGGGGCGCUUUCCCCACUUUUAGGGUUUUUUUUCCCCGCUUUUAGGGUUCUCUGGUUCUCUCCCCGCUUUUAGGGCUUCAUCCCGGCUGUCCCGGCGGCGGGGGACGCGGGGAAAGCGGCGGUGCCGAGCUUUGUGUUGUUCUUGGAAAGUUUCGCACCACUUGUGAAUUCCCUGAACCUUGGCCUUGCCAGCCCCCUUGUGUUGGGCCCUCCUCCUUUUCAGCUUGCCCAAAUUAAGACCCACUUGGCUCUCCAGCACUUGGCUGCCAGCGGCGGGCGGGCACCUCCCCAUGCUGGCGCCCGCCAGGCAUUGCUGAAAGACGCAAUGUUUAGCCCCAGAGGAACCUUGCCCCCGAGGCCCAGAGGACCCAACCCGUCAGGCACCAAACCCCCGGCAGCUUUCAGGGCCGGAGGCGCGGCGGGGCCGCCCAGGAAAGCCGCGCCCGCGACGCCCCAAGGAGCGCCCCAAAGAUUAUCGGGGCAGGACGCGCUGCAGUGGACGGGUUCGCAGAGGAUCAACGUCCGCGUCACGCUGCACAGGGCCGAUCCCAGGAAAGUCAAGGAGAAGACCGGCCUGCACCAGGAGCAGAAGGGAGACCUCCGUGCCACUCGCUGGGAUGGCGGCCCCUGCCCCGCUGGCACCGCCGGGCCGAAGCCGCCCGGACCGGUGCCGCUUUUGGAGCAGAGUUCCAACCCCCAGAACCGCUACACGCCCGAAAGCGCCUCCAGCAUUUUAGCGAGCUUCGGGCUGUCCAACGAAGACCUGGAGGAGCUGAGCCGCUACCCCGAUGACCAGCUGACGCCCGAGAACAUGCCGCGGAUCCUGCGGGAGAUCCGCAUCCGGAAGAUGGGCCACACCGUGCCCGGCCUGCACGCUCCCAGCCGGGGGGAGGAGCCGGCGGGCGAGAGCAGCGGCGCCGCCGUCAAGGGCAAAGUGAUCGACUACGGCCACGCCAGCAAGUACGGCUACACCGAGGACCCGCUGGAGAUCCGCACCUACACCCCCGAGGCGCUGCCCGAGGAGCCGCUGGAAGCGCGCGUCUACACUCCCGAAAGUUUGAGCGCGGAGAACCGGGAAGAAUUCCAGCGGGAGCAGAGCGUGCCGGUGGCCGUCCCGCCGCCCAACGUGCCGUGCAACCCCGUGUUCCCGGCCGAAGACCUCAUCAAGCUGCCGGCCUUCCCCACCGACUCCUCGCCCGCUCCGACGUUUUUCCCAGCCGAGCCGCCGGCCAAGGUGCAGGUGCUGUGCAGCGCCGUGCCUGCCGCGCUGCCGGUGGUGAAGCCGGUGUCCCAGCCGCCCGUGCCGCCGGUGCUGCCGCCCAUCCUGCCGGCGCUGCUGCCCACGCCGCUGCCGCAGCCCAUGCUGCCCCCGGUGAUACCGCCGCUGGUCCAGCCGCCCGUGUCCCAGCACGUGUUGCCCGCCUUGACGCCGCCGCCCUUCUCGGCCGGGCUCCUGGCCGCCAUCAGCCAACACGAGCAGAAGCAGCGCGACACCGGCGGCGCCCAUCCCGCGCCCGGCACCUCCGGCGGGGCCUCGGCGGGACACAAACCCUUCCACAAACCCUUCCACCCGCCGGCACAGGAGCCCAUCAAAUCCCCGUUCGGGGUGGUGAAGGCGUCCUGGCUGCCUGUGUUCCCGGACCAGAAGAGUAAACGCCUGCCCACCCCGUCCAUGAUGAACGACUACUAUGCCACGUCGCCGCGAAUAUUCCCACAUUUGUGUUCUCUGUGUAACCUUGAAUGCACUCAUAUGAAGGAUUGGAUCCUGCACCAGAACAACCCCGCCCACCUCGAGAGCUGCCGCAGGCUGCGCCAACAAUAUCCCGAGUGGAAUCCUGAGGCUCACUCCUCCAACAGGCACGGCGCGGACCGCAAGGAGAACCGCACGCCGCGCCGCCGCUCGGGUUCGUGCAGCCCGAGCCGCUGGUCCCCGUCCCGCCGCUGCCCCGCGGGCCCCGCGCGCCGCCGCCGCUCCCGGUCCCGCAGCCCCGGGCGGCCCCGGCGGCCGCGCUCCCGCAGCCCGCGGCACCCGCCGCGCCCGCGCUCCCGCUCCCGGCCCCGCUCCCGCAGCCGCUCCCGCUCCCCGCAGCGGCCCCGCGCCGCCCCCCGCGGCAGCCCCCGGCCACGGAGAUCGCCCAGCGCCGCCCGCAGGCCCGGCCGCGCCCCGCAAGGCAGCCGCAGCCGCAGCCGCAGCCGCAGCCGCAGCCGGGGCCGGGCCGCGCUCGAGGCCGUGGUGCGCUCGCUCGGGCCGCGCUUCCUGGCCGAGUUCCAGCGGCACCGCUGCCUGCAGGGGGCGCUGCCGGAGCCGCCCGCCGCCCGUGCCGCCCGCAAAACCCCAAAACCGACCCCAAAAUCCGCCCCAAAAGCCGCCCCGAAAGCCGCCCCGAAAGCCGCCCCGAAAGCCGCACCCAAGGAUGGAGCCUCGCAAGCAACGGGAGCGACCCCAAAAACCGACAAGGAGGAGGAGGAGGAGGAUGAGGAUGAAGCGGCUGGGAAGAGUCAACCCUAUAAUAGGCUGCUGCGGGAGGAGCUGCUGAGCUGCGGGACGGUGCUGCAGAUCUCGGAGCUGCCGGACUCGGGAUUCUCCGAGCAGGACCUGAAGCGGCUGGUGCAGCCCUUCGGGAAGGUCAGCGACCUGAUCCUGCUGCGCUCCCGCAACCAGGCGUACCUGGAGAUGAACUACAAGGAGGCCGUGAUCGCCGCCGUCAAGUUCGCCGAGACGGCGCCGGUGCUGCUGAACGGGAAACGCGUCCGGGUCUGCGUGGCCGAGAGAGCCCCGGUGAAGAAAACGGUGAAGAAGCGAGUCCUGAACCCCAAAAAAACUCCAGCCAGCACCAAGAAAAUCCCCAGCAGCAGCAGCACCAAGAACCCCAAGGCCCUGCCAGGGAAAAAGGAAAAAGUGAAGAAAAUUCCGGGAGAGAAGAAAGUGAAGAAAACCUCGAAUGUGGGAGGAAAAGCAGCGGCUGAAGAUUCCGGAGCCGCCGCCGAGGCCGGGCCGGAAACUCCGGGAUCGGAGCCCUCGGACCCCAAAAAUUCCGAGCCUAAAAAUUCCGACCCCAAAAAUUCCCCCGAUCCAGAGGAGCCCGGAACAGCCCCCGAGGAGAGGCCAGAACUUCCAGUGAGUGAGGAGCCCACGGAUCCAGGCGGGAAGGACGCUGACCCCGAGCCCUGCUGCGUGCUGCUGGUGUCCAACCUGCCGGCCAAGGGCUGCUGGCAGGAGGAGCUCUGCAACCUGGCCCGGCCCUUCGGCGGCCUGCGCGACCUGCUGCUGCUCUCCUCACACAAAAAGGCAUACCUGGAGAUCCCCCAGCGAGCGGCCGAGUCCAUGGUGAAGUUUUAUGGCUUCUUCCCCAUGUGCCUGGACGGGAACCAGCUCCGCAUCCGGCCCGAGCCCCGGCACCAGGACCUGCGCGACGAGGAAGCGAUUUUCCUGUCCCUCAUCAAGGAUUCUGAUCCCAAGGUGGACACCUCCUCCCUCCGCUCUCACCUGGUGCACCUGGGGAACCUCCCGGCCGAGGGAUUCCGGGAGCUGGAGCUGGUCUGUGCCGGGCUGCGCUUCGGGAAAGUGGAGCACUACGCCGUGCUCAGCAACCGCCGCCGGGCCAUCCUGCAGCUGGACAGCCCCAAAUCCGCCCGUUCCAUGUACAGCUUCCUGCAGCAAUAUCCUUAUUCCAUAGGGGAUCACACCCUCACCUGCUCCUUGUCCUCCCACGGAGAAAUUCCUGAGGCUGAAACCGGGAAAAGGGAAGUGAAGAGAGAGGAUGGGAGCAAAGGAAGCUCUGGCUUGAAAAAAAAUCCAGAGGUAUCGGGAACGGUGCAAAAAACAGCUGGAAAUCCAUCGGGAGAGGCCAGGAAAGGCCAAAUUCCCACCCCAAGUGUCCCGGAGGAGAUUCCAGCGGGACAACUGGAGAUUCCCGAGCCUCAGCCAGGAGGAACAGCGAGGGAAUCACCCGCAGGGAUGGACGUGGAGGGAUUGGAUCCUGGAAUUCCCGUGGAUCCUGCUGGCAGCAAAUCGCCGGGAGUGAGGUCAGAGGAGAAGGCGGCGCCGCUUUCCGGAGCAGAGAUGGACAAAGCUCGGGAUGAGCCGGAGCUGGAGAUCCAAAAGAAGGAUGAGGAACGCUCUGCUCCUGCCAUGGAACCUCUGGAAUCAUCCAGCAAGGCGAUGCCAGCAGCCGGAGGAACGCCGGGAGCCAUCCCUGGAACGUCCCCGAGCUCGGAGGAGGUCCCUGCGGUGUCACCUGCUGUCACCCAGCCCAGCAUGGAGCUGGCUGCUCCAGAAAAAACUCCCGUUCCCGAGGCUGGGAAAAGCAGCCACGAAACGUCCACGGAGAGGAAAGCUGUCCCAAAAACUGUGGAUGCUCCAGGGAAAAAAUUGGAUGUGGCUGGAGCAGAGAGAGAGGCGAUAGCGGAGGAAUCUGUGCUCAAAGUCGGGGAAAAUCCGGGGAAGAUUUGGGGCAAGGCUGGGAUAGAGCUGGAGAAAACACCUGGAAAAACACCAUCCAAGGGUGGGGAAAACUCUGGGAAUGCCGGUGGUGAGAUCCACGUGGGAAGUUCGGUUAAAAUCUCACAAAAUAAAGGGACGGGAGCUGCAAAAUCCGACGAAAGCCGCGCGGCGGCUCCGGUAAAUCCCGCUUGCAUUGGAAAAACCCUUUUGAAGGCAGUGGUGUCCGUCCCGGACAUCUUGAAGCAGAGAAUUCCCGUCACGAUCACCGAGCCUUCCCUGGGAAGAGUUGGGGAGCAGAAAAUCCCCCCCAAAGCGGGGCUGGAGAAGAAAAUCCCACCCAAAACCAUGGCUCAGCCAGGAGCUGGGAACAGCCAAUGGAAAGGGAACGGAAAUUGUGGAGUGGAUGCACAGGGAGAUGGUGGGAAGAGCUCAUCCCAGCAGGAAAAGGAUUCCCAGCUGGAAUCUCGGGCGAGUUGCAAGCAGAGCCAGCAGGGAGAGAGCGGAACAGCUGGAACGAGGGAGGAUCCCAGCGGGAAUCAGGCUCCUGGUGGGAGUGGUGCUGCAGCUGGGAAAAGCGGCGCCGGCAGUGCUGGAAAACAGAAGGAGGAGGAAGAGCUCUUCCCGUUUAACCUGGACGAGUUCGUCACGGUGGACGAGGUGCUGGAGGAAGCCGAGUCUCCGGUGAUGCCGCGGCGGAACCCCCCGAGGGGGAAGAGAAAAGAAGCUCCCAAAGCCAACCCUUCGGAGCCGGCGUCCAAGAAGAGGAAAGGGAAGAGUUGCGGAGCCGAAGGUGAGCUGUCCUUUGUCACCUUGGAUGAGAUCGGGGAGGAGGAGGACGCCCCGGUGCCGCUGCCGGGCGUCGACCCCCAGGGCCUGGUGGUGGUGGAUGAGGUGGUGGAAGAGGAGGAGCUGUCGGAAGCAGUGAAGGAUCCGCAGGCGCUGCUGACGCUGGAUGAGAUCUCGGAGCAGGAGGAGCCGGGCUCCCACAGGAACGGGCCCCGGGUGGAAUUUGAGGAGCGGGAUCUGAAGGCUGAGCCCUUGGUGACCGUGGAUGAGAUCGGGGAGGUGGAGGAGCUGCCCCUCAACGAGCCCGCGGAGCUGAGCGCCACCGAAGAAGGGAAAACCAAUCCCGGGGAUUGCGUGGCCUCCCAGGUGCCCGAUGAUCCCAACGCCUUGGUGACCGUGGAUGAGAUCCAGGAGGACAACGAGGACAAUCCUCUGGUGACUCUGGAUGAGGUUAACGAGGAUGAGGAUGAUUUCCUGGCCGACUUCAAUCACCUUAAAGAGGAACUAAACUUCGUUACAGUCGACGAAGUUGGUGAUGAGGAAGAAGAAAACACUUUCCCAGGGAAGAACCUGCCCGAGGAUGAAGAUGAUGAAGAUAUUGUUGCUGUUGCAGGACCAGAAGAAAUGGGAAUUCUAGGAGAUACAAAUCCAGAGGAUGAAAUGGCUGAAAUCUCCAAGCCAAAAGCAGCUCAGGUGGGAUCAGAAGAUGCAGAACCAAAGUCUCAGCAGAAGAAAACGACUUUUCCAGGUGUCCCCAAGACACAGAGCACUCCCAAAGCUCUGGACAUCCUGGUCCCAAAGGCUGGAUUCUUCUGCCAGAUCUGCUCCCUCUUCUACGCCGACGAGCCCUCCAUGAUCAACCACUGCAGGACCCCCCUGCACCGGCAGAACAUGGAGAAAUUCAUGGCCAAGCAGCAGGACAGCGGCGGGGAGGAACCAAGCUCCAGGUGAUGGAGCUUCCCAGGAGCGACACUUCGGGGCCAGUCAGUUCUGUGUGUUUGGAUUUCCGUUGUCAUUUGGGGUCGGGAAGGAGCAUCCACGGUGUAAAAAAUCGGAGCUGGGAACAGACUCAACCCAAAGCAGGAGAGGGUUGGAUUUGCAUCUCCGAUCAUCCAACGUCGGAGGGACUGUUCAGGUGUCUCCAGAAAAUAAAAUGUUCUUACUGUAUAGUUACCCCA